AAACUCUGCCAGAUUGUUAGAAACAAAAAACUAGAAAGUCAAGACGGUGCAGCCUUUGAUGGAUGGGAAGAAACGUGCUGAGGGAUCAUACAUUGUGUGGCGGACUGCAGUUAUUAGCAACCAUUUCAUUUUCCGCUACUGCCACGGUGAACUAAAUUAACAGGCAAAACAACGUUAUUUCUAGCCUUUAAGAAAAAAAGCAGCUUGUUUAUUCGGAAGGAAAAAUACCCGCGAAGAACGGAUUUCCCUAGAGUGAGCUCUGCGCACUUUGUCUCCACGGUAACAGCGAGAUGACUGAUGUGGUGGUGAAGCUGGAGAGGAGGGAGGGAGAAGAUGGAGGCGGGGCCAUAGGGGCGGGGCUCCAGACAGCCUCGCCAUGCGAUUGGUUCAUACAGCCGCCCAGUGAGCAGUUGGAGACUCCUUCGGGGACGAUGCUAGGCACAUGCACACCAUCGGACGAUUCUGCAAGCCAGGAGUUCCACAGGAGCCUGCAGUCCAACAUCAAUGAGAAAGCGGCAGACAGUCUGGUGGAGAAGGAGCUGCAGGUGGUGCUGAUGAUCCACCAGCUCUCUGGCCUGCGGGAGGCGCUGUUGGGCGCUCACUCCGAGCACAAGAACAUGGCCGCCCUCCUCAUGGUGAAGCAGCAGCAGCAGAUGGAGCUGGCGCAGCAGCAACAGGAACAGAUCACUAGGCAACAGCAACAGCUGAUCCAACAGCAACAGAAAAUCAACCUCUUGCAACACCACAUCCAGCAGGUGAACAUGCCCUACGUGAUGAUUCCAGCCUUCCACCACAACACACAACCCCCAUCUGCCACCUCAGAAUCUCAGAGAGGUCUACCUCUCCAGCCAAUCACCUGCCAGCAACGUGAGCAUGUGGAAUAUCCCAGGGUCCUCUCCACAGCUCAGGUCACCCCCGUGAAGUCAGUCCACUCACAGGGGGGAGGCCAGCCACUGAACCUUACCUCCAAGCUCUCAGGGCAGGAACAAAGGAAAAUGCGUCACCCCCAAACCCUGGAAAGCCAACCACAGCCUGGACUGCACCUGGGUGUCCAGUCAGAGGGCGGUACAGUGUCCCAGCACUUUCAUGAUGGCCAGAGGCUACUGAGGACCCACAGGGUGGGGGCGCGAGACAGGGACCCCCCAGCACCAGUGCAGGUGUCUGUGCGAGAGGAACUGAUCCACAGAAAGAGGAAAACAGAGGCAGCCAGUGAAGAUCAUCAGAGCAGUGACUCAGAAGGUACAGCCUGGUUUGAGCCACGGCCUGCUCAACACUCCCUAACAACCCUGUGUUCUACAGACACAGGGGCAGCGAUGAGUGCGAGUCAGGGGCCGCUCUCUGAAAGCCCCGCCCCCUCCUCUGAGCACAUCAAGAGGCCGAUGAACGCGUUCAUGGUGUGGGCGAAAGUGGAGCGUCGCCGAAUCCUGCAGACUUUCCCCAACAUGCACAACUCCAGCAUCAGCAAAAUCCUGGGCAGUCAUUGGAAGUCCAUGUCUAACCAGCAGAAGCAGCCGUACUAUGAGGAACAGGCCAGGCUGAGCCGCCAGCAUCAGGAGCGUUACCCUGACUACAAGUACAAGCCCCGCCCCAAGCGCACCUGCGCACAGGAGGGGCGUCGGCCUCGUGCGAGCGAGUACCAGGCCUCCGUAACGAGCCUUCACCAGGAGCAGCACCGCGCUCCGUCCCCCAGCCAAUCAGAUCACUACUCCUCCACCUCCAGUGACAACCGACACCCGUCCAAGGGGUCGUUCCCUUGGCAACAUGCCCUCACUGACCACUUCCUGACCCAUGGACCAGAGCCCUUAAAUUCUGGACUGGUCCGCAGGCACGCUGAAGAUGCCAACAGGCAACAGCACAGCAAAGAGGAGAAGGACAAAGGCAACAGUGAAGCAGAGUCCAUGGGCCAUACUGACUGAGCUAGGUCAAAGGUGAAGGGUCAGAGAGGUCAAAGGGUCAGAGCAAGACUGUUGUUCCUGGUCUCUGCAGCAUUGGAUGAACACUGGAGUCCUGUGUGCCGUUUGUGUUUUUUAAAUUAGUUUUGUUUUAACUUUUUAUAGGGUGUUGGAUUGUGCUAUAUAAGUAUCUGUAAAGCAAGACUUCUGUCGGUGGAAACUUAACGCAUGCUUUCUGUGGGAUGGUGUGAAUUUUUUUUUUUUUGUACUGUGUCCAACAUGAUAAAAUGUUUUUUGUUUAAUUUUUUUUUUGUUUGUUUUUGUUUUUUGCAGUGUGGCCUCAGUAAACAAGUUACAUUUGGAUUUGUUAGUAGGUGGAGCGGAGCUCGGAUUUGAGAAGUUUCAGUGUUUAAAACUUAUAAUGCCUCCGGUUCACUGAGAGUGUGAUGUUGAGUCCCCUGCACAGUGCAGCUGGUAAGUCAUUUGAAAGGCUGCACACAUUGUUAAAAAUAGUGCCUCGGUAGUGUUUUCAGGUGUCAUUCCAACUCUCUGCAUACAGUCCUGGACAAUAAGGAACAAUUAUCCUUCCUGUUUGUAGACUGUUUAUUUACCUUAAAGCACGUUAUGCCAGAAAUAGCUUUGCAAUGGCACGAAGAAUAAAAUUAAUGUUCAUAUUG
Molecule: messenger RNA, 2569 nt
Organism: Conger conger (European conger)
Lineage: Eukaryota; Metazoa; Chordata; Actinopteri; Anguilliformes; Congridae
Product: transcription factor SOX-13-like
Exons: 13
Coding region: 291-1916 (541 amino acids)
Biological process (GO): regulation of transcription by RNA polymerase II; cell fate commitment
Cellular component (GO): nucleus
Molecular function (GO): RNA polymerase II cis-regulatory region sequence-specific DNA binding; DNA-binding transcription factor activity, RNA polymerase II-specific
Source: RefSeq, a predicted model, not a curated record